CUUGCUGCUUAUCUACUUUUUCAGUUGACUACGAGAAUUAGUCUUGGCACUCCCGGUCAAUCGUUUGAUGUGUCGCUUGACACUGGUAGCGAUAUAUUAUGGGCCCGUUCGUCAAUCUGCACUGGAAAUGGAUGUGCAAGUGGCCGCAAAUAUAACCCAGCCUUGAGUUCAACAUUUAUCAAUGGUCACACAGCAUGGUCUAUAAUUAACUAUGCCGAUGGUACUGCAGUGAAUUACACUUUGGGUAAUGAUGCAUUGACAAUUGGCACAGUGUCCCAGCCCAACGUCACGUUUGCUAUUCCAACCUCGGUCACUAUGCCCCCAUCUGUACCAGGCACAGAUGGAAUCAUUGGUCUUGCUCCUCCCAGUUUCAACAAUCAAGGGACUGACACACAAUUUAUGCAAUGGCUUUCUUAUUCAUUUGCUGUACGCCAAGUUUCUGUCUGGCACGAUGUGAUGGUCAAAGAAGACCAAAACGAUCGAUCCGACAAUGGUGGCACAAUCACAUAUGGUGGCAUUGAGCCAGGUCGAUCGUCUGGAACCCCUCACUGGCUUCCUAUCCAACUCACUAACAUUCCUGGCAGCAGUAACUAUUGGGUCGUUAACAUGGAUUCAAUCACUUUUGGUGGUGGUGCUAUUCCCAUGCCUUUGGAUGCUAGCAUGGCACUGGUUGAUACUGGUACAGCUCAGCUUGUAUUGGGUCAGCAACUAUUUGAUGUUGUUAACCAGCAGAUGGGUGGUAUCGAUAACGGUGCUGGUCAAUAUACUCUUGAUUGCACCAAGGCCAAAGCUUUCCCGAAUCUUGUGCUCACUCUAGGCGGCAAAGCAUUUACACUUACCUCGUCUCAGCAAUACUACACUGAUGGCAAGAUUUGUGUUUCGAUUCUCGGUCGUGCACAAGACGGUGAACAGCGUACUAUUCUUGGUGUUGCCUUUCUCCGUCAAUACUAUGUUACAUUUGACUAUGAUCGAUGGGCAGUAGGUAUUUCU
This is a messenger RNA of Batrachochytrium dendrobatidis JAM81, 990 nucleotides long. RefSeq lists its product as uncharacterized. Gene Ontology annotation, molecular function: aspartic-type endopeptidase activity. The record is from RefSeq and is a predicted model, not a curated record. The annotation marks the transcript as partial. The transcript has a single exon. Gene Ontology annotation, biological process: proteolysis. NCBI's taxonomy places the organism in Eukaryota, Fungi, Chytridiomycota, Chytridiomycetes, Rhizophydiales.